CCUGUUGGUCAGAUGGGUUAUUCUAGCUAUCAGGCAUCAGCCAAGCGGGGCUUCAGUGGAUAUCCUGGAACAAGGGGGAGUCAACAGGACCCACAUCACCUGGAGGCGGCUAUAUGUCUGUGGCCAAAAGUAGCCCCUUCAGUUCCUCCUCCCCAGAGGGUUACAAACAGUUCUCCAGUCAGUGGAGCUUCAGACAUGGUUAUGGCGGCUGGUCAGCAGAAGGCUUUGGGUCUCAGUAUCAUGGCUAUGGUGAAUACGGCUCCAAUGAGUCCAAAGACAUCUUGGAUAUCUCAAACUACACCCCCCAGAAGGCCAAGCGACAGCCAUUUCCUGAAAGUUUAUCAGAAUCCUCUUCUGACUCUUCACAUCUUGGCUCUGCAGCUCCUGGUUGUGGUCCUGGCUCCACAGGUGGCAUAUACAAACAGAAUGAGGCUGUAUCUGCCACUGGGGAGGGGGGUCAAUCAAGUCUGUCCAGCCUGGAGAAACUGAUGAUGGAUUGGCAUGAGAGCGCAUCAGGACCUUCAUAUAACUGGAGCCAGAACGUCCUGUUCCAGGGUGGGGGAACCACCAAACCCGGCCGUGGUCGCAGGAAACGGACUGAACCACAUUCUGAUAAAGAUGGGGGUUCUGGUUUACAUUCUGAUUCCCCAUCUAGUCCUUCCCCAACACCUACUCCUGGGCCAAAGCGGGGAGGGGUUGGAGGGCGGGGCAGAGGGUCUAGAGGGGGCAGAGGUCUGUCUCCCUGUCAGAGAGAGCGACCAUCAGGGUCUAAAGGCAGAGGCAAAGCUGCCGCUGCUUCAGUAGUGGGACAUGUGUCUGCUGGAGGUCCAGACGGGUCUGGGCUGUUCCAGGAGGGGCUGGAUUAUUACAGCGGAGACAGUAGCAGCCUCUCUCCCCUGGCCACACCUAAUCCUGCACCGCCUUCCAGCUACCUCCAGGACCCCUGUGAGUACCCCUCCCCUUAUUCUGCCCACCCGUCCACACCAUCUUCAGAGGAACGAUAUCCAGCCUUAUACCCUGGAGAGUCCUCCUCUUCCCUCUCACCCAGUGUCUCAUCUCCCCCUUACCCCCCUAAGCCCACCCCUCCACCGCCCCAGUCAUACCACCUCGCCCCCUCUAGGACCUUCUCCCCCUCUUGCUCCCCCUCACCACGGUUAACACCCCACUGCGGCACUGCACUGAGUCCCUCGCACCGUCCCCCUCCGAAAGACCCACAGUUUUCACAGUACGACUCCCCAGCUACUGCAGCUCCCCCUACUGGUAUGGACAGACGUCGCACAGCGGCAGCCCCAGCCCGCACUCGCACAGCACGCACUCAAACACAGCCAUGCACUCGCACAGCAACCCGCACACGAGCCCUCACGGAAAUUCGCAUGGGAAUUCACUCACUAGCCCCAACGCAAAUACACACAUGACCCCAACUCCCCUCGACACACAUCCUCAUAACACGCAGCCCCACGCAAACCUGAGCUCACACACCAC
This is a messenger RNA of Acanthochromis polyacanthus (spiny chromis), 1482 nucleotides long. Its product is annotated as AT-hook DNA-binding motif-containing protein 1-like. The transcript has 2 exons. NCBI's taxonomy places the organism in Eukaryota, Metazoa, Chordata, Actinopteri, Pomacentridae. The coding region runs from base 114 to 1415 and encodes 433 amino acids. The record is from RefSeq and is a predicted model, not a curated record.